AUGAAACAAAACAGAAUUGAAAAACUUGAAGAGAAAUUAGCAUGUGAAUCGAAUAAACAAACUGAGAUUCAACUCAUUCUAAAGAAAUUGAAUAAACAGAUAGAAAUUAUGCGUCACAAUGUAUCAAAUGCAAAAGAAACUGCAAAACCACUUUCUGAGAAAAAACGAACGUGUUGUGAAAGUCUAUUUGAUAAACCCAGGAUGACGUAUUCCCAGAGCAUAGACCAAAUAUCAAGUAGUGGGAUAUCAAAUUACUGUGAAGAAUCAUCACCUGACAGUGCACCUAAAUUAUUUGAAAAUGAGAAAUUAAUGCGUAUGCUGUACGCUUAUAUUGAUGAGUACUUAAAGAACUGUGUUUCUGCUAUUGAAAAAAAGUUAUUUAAGAAAUUAAAUGUACGUUUGGAUCGAAUCGAACCGCGUGAAGUAUCCACCAAUCAACAGAACACUGAAGACGACAUUGGAUUGUGGUGUCAACAUUUUUAUAUGCGGAUAAACAUAACUUUAAAUUUCAGUGGCCUGUGUUUUAAAGUGAAUUUCAAAAGUAUAGUUUAA
Molecule: messenger RNA, 552 nt
Organism: Heterobilharzia americana
Lineage: Eukaryota; Metazoa; Platyhelminthes; Trematoda; Strigeidida; Schistosomatidae
Source: the annotation of a GenBank genome assembly